AUGUGUGAUCAAAACUCGCAGCGGGGGAAAGGUGACGAUGGAGGCAAUGGAGCAGAUUCCCUUGAUGAAAUAUGUGCUCUACGAGUCCCUUCGAAUCGAACCACCUGUGGCCUUACAAUUGAAUCACACAACGUCAUUUUCAAAGUGAAAGAAGGGAAUGUGUUGUUCGAAUACCAGCCAUUUGCGACCAAGGAGCCCAAAGUGUUUGAUGAUGACAUAUGCGGAAGAAUUUGUUCCGAAUUUGAUGGAAGAUCAUAUGCGGAAGAAUUUGUUCCGAAUCGGUUUGUGGGUGACAGCAAUAAGCUUUUGAAGUUUCCUGUUCUAUGUACUGCAACAGCAUAUCAAGUUGCCAAACAGUUAUACUCCAGUUUUGUAGUCUGUUGUUGUUGUCGUAGACCACAAACAAAACUUCAAUGA
Messenger RNA from Lactuca saligna, 417 nucleotides. NCBI's taxonomy places the organism in Eukaryota, Viridiplantae, Streptophyta, Magnoliopsida, Asterales, Asteraceae. The record is from the annotation of a GenBank genome assembly.